Messenger RNA from Macrosiphum euphorbiae (potato aphid), 270 nucleotides. The record is from the annotation of a GenBank genome assembly. NCBI's taxonomy places the organism in Eukaryota, Metazoa, Arthropoda, Insecta, Hemiptera, Aphididae.
AUGAACUUUGGAGAGCAGAAGAACGAAGCUUCGCUAAACAAUGAUGAAGCUAAGCACGGACGCCAUGAUGCUCACAAACAUCAUGACACAAUGGGAGAAAUUGUGCAAGCCCAGGGGCAUCCAGAUAAUAUAAAGAACAAGCAUGUUGACUCGGUUGAUAAUCAGGUCAAAGAAGUGAAUCCACAUUCUGAAAGUUUGGGUGUAUUUCAAAUAGACAAGUAUGGAAACUGCGUGGAAAGGGAUCUUAAAUAUCAUCACAGCUCUACAUAA